CUCACUCGGGGCUGCCAUCUCUCUCCUCGCCGCCCAUUUGGAGCGAGACAAGAUGGAGUGCUCUCUCAGACAGGAGGGGCGAGUGUUCUGGUGCGGCCAGGUGACCGCACGUGAUCGUUGCAGUGCAUUUCUGGUGGCUGUUUCCGCUCUCGGUUCAAUGCACCUCCACCAAAGAUCGAUUUCGAUCAAAACAAUCUGGAACGAAUGGUGGGUCUCACAAACGCCGCCCGGCUUGAACCCUAGAACGUUCCCAAUAAUUAGGGUUCAAGAUUCCGCCCUUUCAAGGGUUCUCACCGCUGUAAGAAAAGGAAGUGUAAGAAAUGCCUUAGAUGCUUCCGAGUCAUUGCUCCCGUGAAAGGAGUUUGCUGUAGCCUGGAUCAAAGAAGAUAAGCGCAGAAGAUUCAUUAUGUUUCUGUGAGUUCAGCAGGAAACACGAUUGAUGCUUUUGUUAUUGAUGUGUAUGGACAUUAACCGUAUCCUGGCAUGACAACCGCAGUUUGCUUUUCACAAGCUCCUGUCAUUAAGGAUGGAAGAAGUCAAGAAGAGCCUGUGAAAUUUUCUUGGUCUGUACUCUUCUUUUUUUAUCCAGAUUAAGUGAGUUCUGUUUACUCUUUUUUGGUUGAAUUUAUUCUCGCUUGAUGAUCCAGCACCUCCGAGUGCAUUUUAUUAGUCAUUUCUUCCAUCAGAAUUAUACUUGAAAUCUGCAAGUGCUUCUUGGAUGGAUUGGGUUGCGAAGACUCCAUUCCAGUGGGAUUGGGAAACUCUGGAAUUAUUCAGUGAAAAAGAAAAAGAAAUAUGUAAAUCUGCACAAGAACCUCUGUUGAAGAGUCAAGGCAGCAUGGGUAUCUGCAAUGGAUCUGUGUGUUCAUCUCAUGGUGAAGCAUCAUCUGCUCUAGAAUUGGGCAAUAGUUCAUCCAAAAUCUUUGUCUCGUCAUCGGUUGACUCUUCACCUAAGACAGAACAGAGAAAUUUGGAGUUUAACUUUAAUUCAGCUGAAGCGACCCCUCAUAGCUCGAAUAAGAUUAUCUUUGCAAGGGUUGGGGGUUCUGGAACUUCACCUGUUCCUUUGGCUGCAGGCCGCCCUAAGGAACCACUUACUCGUUUGAAGCUUGGGCACACCUAUUUUGAAGAAGGUGGUGCAAAGAAUAAUGUCAAAAGCUCAUCUUCCUUGCCUCCUUUGGCCUCAUCCGCUGUUGUAGCUAAGAAACCUAGGGUGUCUCAGCAGAGCUCACAAAGCCCCUACUGCCAGGUUGAGGGUUGUAACAUUGACCUUACCAUAGCUAAAGAUUAUCAUCGCAAACAUAGAAUCUGUGAAAGCCAUUCAAAGUCUCCCAAGGUAAUUGUAGCUGGUCAGGAGCGCCGGUUUUGUCAACAGUGUAGCAGGUUCCAUCAUUUGUCUGAGUUUGAUCAAACAAAGAGAAGUUGCCGUAGGCGUCUAUCUGAUCAUAAUGCACGCCGAAGGAAGCCACAGCCAGCAACGAUCUCAUUCAAUUCUUCAAGGAUUUCCUCAUCAUUUUAUGAUGAUAGACAUCAGAUGAAUCUUGAUUUUGGUCCAACUCCUCUGGGUCACAUGACAACCACCGUAAGUUUCCCAUGGGAUGGCCCAAGCAACUUCAAGCUUGUUCAACCCAAUUCUUGGACAAAGUCAAAUAAAGUAGCAGGCAUUAAUGGGCAGCUGCAGUUUUCUAAAUCUUGUCAAACACACAAUAUUUCCACCCUUCGCCAUGUCAACAUGGACGGGCUGUUGCCUACCAAGGGCACCACUGUCGAUGUCUUAAAUGAAGCUCUGGAAUCAUCUGCUUUUGCUUCCAACUUGGAUGGAGCACCGGGUCUUGGUUGUGCUCUCUCUCUUCUGUCAAAUGAUCCAUGCGGUUCAGCCAACCCAGGACCAACUUCUCAUAUCAAGCUUGCUAAAGCAAAGAAUGCAGUUGCUAUCCGUCCUGCUGCAAGUCCGAUUGAUUUAGCAACAAGGUUUUUGCAGGAUGAUCAGUCACCAUCACAGUCCAUGAUGCUGCCGUUCAACCCGCAAAACGGUAAUGGUGGUCAGUUCCAGGAGUUUCAGCUGCACAAAGCAUCAUACCAAGCCUCCUUCUUCGACUCCACUCGGAUACACUGAGACCCUCGACCAGAUCACUAUUACAUUGUUCUGAAUCCAAGGUGAUGUUCUUGCUAUCGACACUGGAUUGAUCAGCUCCAGAUGCUUGGCAACGUUUACUUGUAUGCCUUUCUGUGGCAUCCACUCCGAUACCAUCAGCCCCGACUCUUAAGGCUUUCUUCCUUUCCCUUGUUCCGGUGAAAGAUGGAAGCGCGUCGAUAAGUGAUCCUGUCAUCGAAGAAGUUUACUUCCUUGAUGAGCUUCAAUGAGGUUCCCUUCGAUCUAUUUAUAGUUAGAGUAUCUGUCUAUGCCAAACAGCACUAAAUUUCCCAGCUGAGAACAUUUGCUGCUUCUAUUACUGCUUUGUUCUUUAUGAAUGACUAUGGAAACCUUUGGUCAAUAAGAUCAUGAACUAUCGAAGCCCUCCUGCA
Molecule: messenger RNA, 2526 nt
Organism: Musa acuminata AAA Group (dessert banana)
Lineage: Eukaryota; Viridiplantae; Streptophyta; Magnoliopsida; Zingiberales; Musaceae
Product: squamosa promoter-binding-like protein 12
Exons: 7
Coding region: 719-2116 (465 amino acids)
Cellular component (GO): nucleus
Molecular function (GO): DNA binding
Source: RefSeq, a predicted model, not a curated record